UAGGAACGGGUUUACACAGUUGAGUGUUUCCGGCCGGCGUCAAAGGGAAUGGGGUGCCGUCCUCUUCCUCUUUCGGUCGCCGUUGCGGAGCAGAGUCUAGCAGAUCUGAUCCGGGAUCGCGGGUACACGACGGGCUGGGUCUAUGGUCGCUCCGCGGGCCGCUCCGCCGGCUGGUGCUUUUUUAUCGGGGCGAGCUGUGUUCCAUGGCAGGGAACUUCUGGCAGAGCUCCCAUUAUUAUUCAAGCAUUAGGUGAACAUCUUAAAUUAAGACAACAAGUUAUUGCCACUGCUACAGUUUAUUUCAAGAGAUUCUAUGCCAGGUAUUCUCUGAAAAGUAUAGAUCCUGUAUUAAUGGCUCCUACAUGUGUAUUUUUGGCAUCCAAAGUAGAGGAAUUUGGAGUAGUCUCAAAUACAAGAUUGAUUUCUGCUGCUACAUCUGUAUUAAAAACUAGAUUUUCAUAUGCCUUUCCAAAGGAAUUUCCUUAUAGGAUGAAUCAUAUACUAGAAUGUGAAUUUUAUCUCUUAGAACUAAUGGAUUGUUGCUUGAUAGUGUAUCAUCCUUAUAGACCUUUGCUCCAGUAUGUGCAGGACAUGGGCCAAGAAGACAUGUUGCUUCCCCUUGCAUGGAGGAUAGUGAAUGAUACCUACCGAACGGAUCUUUGCCUACUGUAUCCUCCUUUCAUGAUAGCUUUAGCUUGCCUACACGUAGCCUGUGUUGUACAGCAGAAAGAUGCCAGACAGUGGUUUGCUGAGCUUUCUGUGGAUAUGGAGAAGAUUUUGGAAAUUAUCAGGGUUAUUUUAAAACUAUAUGAGCAGUGGAAGAAUUUUGAUGAGAGAAAAGAGAUGGCAACUAUUCUUAGUAAGAUGCCAAAACCAAAACCACCUCCAAACAGUGAAGGAGAGCAGGGUCCAAAUGGAAAUCAGAACUCUAGCUACAGCCAAUCUUAAAACAUUCCGAAGAAGUUUAUAGUGGACCACUUGGAAAUAAACCAUUGGACAGAUUUCAGUAAUGUCUUCAGUGGAACACAAAUGACAAUGAAUAGCUUGUUUCUGUCAAGCAUAUUGGGAUUUUAUUUUUGCAAAAUAACUUUUUCUUUACCUAAAAUGAUUCUAGUACAUAAUUGAUUAAAAUUUCUUGAUUAUAAAAGCUUGGAAGGGUUCUAAGGAGACCUACAGACAGACAGACAUAGACAUUCCAAAGUUAAUAGUUUCUAAUUAUUGUAUUUAUUGAUUUGGAUAAUGAAAAUUUUUAGUUUUUUAUUAAGUCAGGAAACAUGAAACAUAAUUUGUUUAAAAUUCUCUUUCGUCAUUGAGGGACCAAAAAAGGACAUAAACAGUCAUUAAAUGAGGGUUUUGUUUUUUUAUUCCCUCCGUAAGUAAUUUUAAGAACUAUGUAAGUAAUCAAAUCUUACAAAAUCCUGGAAGAUUUUGGUAAUGAUUCUGAUAAUUUCAGGGAAAUUAAUCUAAAGUACCUAUUGAUUUUAAAAUGUAUUUUAUUCUGUAGUUUUGGUAUCUUGCCACAGAAGAUUCUAGCCCAGUCCUAGUAGAAAAGUGCAAUAUGUAUAGCAUACUUUGACAUUUUAAAACUUGUAUUAAUGCCACAAUCAUUUUGAAAUGCUGGGCAAACUUUAAAAAAUAAAUUCUAUAUAAGGUUAUUUGUAACUAAUUCAAAGUUACUGGCAUUUUGAAAGUUUCAUUGGAUAAAACACCAUAAAACAGUUGAAAUUUCGGAAAGUUUUUAAUCUACUGUGAAAAGUUUUUUUCUGAGAUACAUACACCCUACUUUAAUUUUGUGUCUUAGUGUGGACUCACAGACUUACUGCAGGUAUCCUGCGCCAGAAACACAAUCAGGUUUCAAGCCAGUUUGAGACUGGCUAUUCUUAAUUCUCAUAUGAGUGUAGAACUUCACACUAAAUGUUGUGUCAGUGGGACUGUGCUGUCUGUGGAACUUAGUAAAUUUAUCAUUUUCUUCAGACUUGAAGGAGAGUGAUAAUACAACUUGGAAUCAUAGGAUGUUAAUGUACAAUUUAAGGAUUCAAUUUUUUAUAAAUCAAUUGUGAAAGUGGAUUAUUAAAUGAUUUUCUAGUAUAAAACUGCAAGAAUAAAAGUAAGUUCUCCAGCUAUAUUGACUAGUGUCUUCAAUUCAUCCUUUUGACUUUACCUUAUGUUGUUUUCUGAGGAUCUUUCUUUAGUUAAGUAUUAUGUUAAACCUUUCUAUACUUUGUCAAGGGAUAAUUUCAAAUGGUUUAUAAAUAGAUGUUAAAGAAAGUCCUUCCUAUGAGAGUAUCAGAGAGCUGGAAAGAAGACAUUAUAAAGUCAGUACCAAAAAUAGUUCUCUUAAGCUUUCAGAAGGGUAAGAAAUAAGAAAACAAAACUCCUCAGGUCUGAGGGAAUUAAUGUUAGGCUUGAGUUGGAUGGGCAGAGUGGUUGUCACAAUCAAUUAUGUAUUUUUUUCUUUAAGCUUAUCUAUAUUUUUAAGUUAAUUUUUAAAAUUCAUGUGUUAUGUCUCCUAGUUUUGUCUGCAACCUUUUGUGGAAAAUUUAAAACAACAUACAAGAGCAGAGAAAACUGUGGUGAAGUUCCAUGUACCUAUCAUUCAGCAUCCACAGUUAUCAGUUCAUAGCCAGUUUGAUUUCUAAACUUCCACCUACUGUCUCCAGCUUGCAAGUUAUUUUGAAGCAAACCUCAGACAUUGUAUCAUUUCAUCUACAAAUAGAUGAAAAGUAUCUCUUUUAAAAAAUUAUAAAAGUGUUGUGCCUAAAAUUAAUAAAAUUAUCAAGUAGUUCAAGUUUUCAGUUAUCUGGUAAAUAUGAAAAAAAUUUAACUAGCUCUAGUCAAGAUUUAAAUAAGGACUACCAUUUCCAUCCAUUGAUAAAUCCUUCAAUUUUUGUUUUGUUUUUAACUCAUGGAUUCUUCCUCCAUCUUGUUUAAAAAAUUCCCCUUUUUGGGCUGGCAGAGUGGCUCAGUGCUAGAGUGCCUGCCUAACAAGUGCAAGGCCAUAAGUUCAAACUCCAGUACUGUCCCCCUGUCCCAUUCCCCCAAAACAUUCCCCUUGUCUUCUAAGUUUCCCAUGAUCUGAAUUUUGCUGAUUGCAUCCUUGACAUGCCGUUUAACAUGUUCUUUUUCUCCUCUGUAUUUUCUGUAAGUUGAUAAUUAAAUCUAAAAGCUUGACACAUUCAAGUUAGUUUUUUGGGGGUAGACUACUGUAUAAAGUGGUAGUCUUUCAUUAGGAGGCAGAUAGUGGAUGUUUGUUUCUUCCUGUGAUUUGUCAGCUAUUACUGAUAUAUAUUGUUUUUUUUAAGUGAUCAGUUAAUACAGUCUACACUGUCCACUGUGGAUUAGCCACUACCAUUUGUGGCUAGUCUGAAUUGAGGUAAGCUCUAAAUGUAAAAGUACUCAUUUGGUACAAAAGAAUGUAAAUCUGAAUAUAUGUUUAUAAAAAUUACAUGUUUUAAAUAAUAUUUUUGGGUACAUAGGAUUAAAUAAAACAUUCAAAUUAAUUUUCCUGUUUCUUUUUUUUUAAUUUAAAAACAUAGCUUGCAUUGGACAGUGCUACUAUAUCAUAAGGAAACUAUUAGACACCUGUCCCAUUCCACCUACCUCAUUCCAUUCCCCACUCAUUCUUUUAACUUAGUCAUUUCUCCGACAUUUGUUUCCACAUUUCCAAACUUUUAACCUCAGCAUUUAUUUAAGCAUUUGCUCUGUGCUAAGUAUGUUUGUUGUAUGCUCUCUGCAUUUAUUACGUCAGUUCUCAGAGCAUUCUUAUUUUAGAGAUGAAGAAAUUCAGAAACAGAAAGGUUAAGCACAACUUAUUCAAUCACAGAUGAAGUAAGUGACAGAACCUAGAUUAAAUUCUAAUUCUUAAAACCUGGGCAUCUGAGCUCCAAAUACUUUUUACCAUGUUGCCUCCUCUGCUUACCUUCUCCCUUUCUGAUUUUUUUCAGUUGUAAUACUACCUACAAUGGAAGAUGAUGAUUUUGCUUUCUCAUGCGUUUCCCCUAUUCUUCCCCUUCUUCACCCUGGCCCUACACUGGGACUUCUAUCAUUUAAUUAUACAACUUUUUAAAAUUUGUAUUCGGUGUA
Castor canadensis (American beaver) is the source of this 4083-nucleotide messenger RNA. RefSeq names its product cyclin C (gene Ccnc). NCBI's taxonomy places the organism in Eukaryota, Metazoa, Chordata, Mammalia, Rodentia, Castoridae. Gene Ontology annotation, molecular function: cyclin-dependent protein serine/threonine kinase regulator activity. Gene Ontology annotation, biological process: regulation of transcription by RNA polymerase II. The record is from RefSeq and is a predicted model, not a curated record.